GUGGGGGCACUGCAGCAUCGCGGCCCUGGGGCAGCCGGGCAGCGGCCCGCUAGAGGGGGCGCUGUGGGCGCCGCCAGGCGUCCUUUUGUCAGCGCGCACGGCCAAGAGAGCUCUCAUUUCCUCCCAGCCUUGUGCGGGAAAUGGAUUUAAUUCUGACCGCAGGGCUGUAAGGGACGAGCGUGAACGACAGCCUUUUGUCAAGGAGUAGCGGCUUCUGUUGUCUGUAAUCACCGCUGACGCGGGGAAGCUGCACUGCUGGUGGAAUUCCAGGCAGCUCUGACAAGUGUGGGGCUGCGGGAUGGGAAGAAAACAUUGCUCUGCAGAUUAGCUGGGUGCAUUUAUUAAGCAGACACCCAAAGGAAAAGACAACAAAGCAAAACAGCAACCCGCCGUGGAAGACCAGGGAUGGAUAAGAUGCUGUGCAGGAGCUUCCAUCCAGAUGUUUGAAAUCCAGUAGAUGUGGUCGGCGUCCCUGAGAACGACGCGGGGUGCACGGGCCGAGCACUGAGAAGCAGCAGCCUGGGACGAGGCUGGUCCAGCCUCCCAGGCUUCCAGGAGCGGAUUGCAAGCCCACCAGGACAAUGAGCGAAGAGACUGUCCCCGAGGCUGCCUCCCCGCCGCCGCCGCAGGGGCAGCAGUAUCUGGACCGCUUUUCUGAGGACGACCCUGAGUACCUGCGCCUUCGCAGCCGCGCGGCGGACCUGCGGCAGGACUUCAACCUGAUGGAGCAGAAGAAGCGCGUCACCAUGAUCCUGGAGAGCCCCUCUUUCAGGGAGGAGCUGGAAGGCCUGAUCCAGGAACAGAUGAAGAAGGGGAACAACUCCUCCAACAUCUGGGCCCUGCGGCAGAUCGCGGACUUCAUGGCCAGCACCUCCCACGCAGUCUUCCCAACAUCUUCCAUGAACUUCUCCAUGAUGACGCCCAUCAAUGACCUCCACACAGCUGACUACUUGAACCUGGCCAAGCGCGAGCGGAGCAUGCGGUGCAAGAUCAGCAGCGUUUAUCGUCUCCUAGACCUCUAUGGCUGGGCCCAGCUGAGCGACACCUACGUCACGCUGAGAGUCAACAAGGAACAGGAUCACUUCCUGAUUAGCCCCAAGGGAGUUUCUUGCAGUGAAGUCACCGCAUCCAGCCUGAUCAAGGUGAACAUCCUGGGAGAGGUGGUAGAGAAAGGCAGCAGCUGUUUCCCCGUGGAUACUACAGGCUUCUGUCUGCACUCGGCGAUCUACGCAGCCAGACCCGACGUGCGCUGUGUCAUCCAUCUGCACACACCAGCCACUGCCGCCGUGUCGGCUAUGAAGUGUGGCCUCCUGCCUGUCUCCCACAACGCCCUGCUAGUGGGGGACAUGGCCUAUUAUGACUUCAAUGGUGGGAUGGAGCAGGAAGCGGAUCGAAUCAGCCUGCAGAAGUGCCUUGGACCCACCUGCAAGAUCCUGGUGCUAAGAAACCAUGGAGUGGUUGCUCUAGGUGACACUGUGGAGGAGGCGUUUUAUAAGAUCUUCCACCUGCAGGCUGCGUGUGAGAUACAGGUUUCUGCCCUGUCUGGCGCUGGGGGAGUGGACAACCUCAUCCUCCUGGAGGAGAAGCACCGACCCCACCAAGUGGGCUCCGUGCAGUGGGCAGGGAGCACCUUUGGGCCCAUGCAGAAGAACCGGCUGGGGGAGCACGAGUUUGAGGCCCUCAUGAGGAUGCUGGACAACCUGGGUUACAGAACAGGCUACCCUUACCGAUACCCCAUUGUUCAAGAGAAAACCAAACACAAAAGUGAGGUGGAGAUCCCAGCCACUGUCACAGCCUUCGUGUUUGAGGAGGACGGGGCCCCAGUGCCCGCCCUGCUGCAGCACGCCCAGAAGCAGCAGAAGGAGAAGACCCGUUGGCUCAACACGCCCAACACCUACCUGCGGGUCAAUGUGGCCGAUGAGGUCCAGAGGAGCAUGGGCACCCCCCGGCCCAAGACCACAUGGAUGAAGGCUGAUGAGGUGGAGAAAUCCAGCAGUGGCAUGCCAAUACGGAUCGAAAACCCAAACCAAUUUGUGCCUCUCUAUACCGACCCCCAAGAAGUGCUGGACAUGCGGAACAAGAUUCGAGAACAAAACCGACAAGAUGUGAAGUCGGCAGGGCCUCAGUCCCAGCUCCUGGCGAGUGUCAUCGCUGAGAAGAGUCGAAGCCCGUCUACAGAGAGCCAGCUGAUGUCCAAGGGCGAUGCAGACACCAAAGACGACUCAGAGGAGACUGUGCCCAACCCCUUCAGCCAACUCACUGACCAGGAGCUGGAGGAAUACAAGAAGGAGGUGGAGAGGAAGAAACUAGAGCUUGACGGAGAGAAAGAAACCACUGCCGAGGAGCCUGGCUCACCUGUAAGGUCUGCACCAGCUUCUCCAGCACAGAGCCCAGCGAAGUCAGAGACUAAGAGCCCUGCGGUCUCUCCCUCCAAGUCUUUAGACGAAGGUGCUAAGAAGACAGAAACAAGCAAAGCCACCACAGAGCCUGAAUCCACACAGCCAGAAGGAGUGGUGGUCAACGGGAGGGAGGACGAACAGACCACAGAGGAAAUUCUCAGCAAAGGCUUGAGCCAGAUGACCACCAAUGCCGACACAGAUGUUGAUACCUCUAAGGACAAAACCGAGUCGGUCACCAGCGGCCCCAUGUCCCCAGAGGGCUCACCUUCCAAGUCUCCCUCCAAAAAGAAGAAGAAAUUCCGAACCCCGUCCUUCCUGAAAAAGAGCAAAAAGAAGGAGAAAGUGGAGUCCUGAUCGGUAGUGCCCUUGGGCUCCCAUCCACACCCUCUCCCUCCACCCCUUCCCUUCUCCCAUCUCUGUCCCUGGAAGCACAGGGCCAAGGAGGGAUAGAAUAGGACCCUGGAUCACACUCUGAGGGGGAACUUAGAGAUGACCCAACCAACCCCUCAUUUUCCAUUUGCCCCAGAGAAAUCAGGUGACUUUCCCAAGGUCACACAGCUAGUUAGUGGUAGAGCCUCCACUAGAAUUGGGGUCUCCUGGCCCCCAGUCCAGUGCUCUUUCCACUACACAACACUGCCUAGUUGUGGGCUACCUUUGUGAGGAUGCGGUCCACCAGUCUGAGCCCAGGGCAGAAGGCCAGAGUGGGCUGUAAAGGCCUCACAAGUCUCAGACCAAAUCAGACAGGUUGAGACUUCCCCUGAUCAAGGUCCUCUUCCUCACAGGAAUCCAAUCUCCUGCUAAUGGAGCUGUCACAGUUUAGAAAUCUCUCUUUUCCAUAGGGUCCCCGCCCUGCUGCUCUCAGUAACCAGACAAACUGACCCGUCCCCUACACCAGGAGUUAAUCUUUGUUCCCAAGGGCUGAUGGCUUAGCUUGUACUUCCCCAACCACUAACCCUGAGCUUUCUUCACGGAACCUCCUGAAUGAUGGGUGGAUGAAGAAUUGUAAGAGCGGGCAGACAUAAGGGCAAGCCAAGUCAGCCACAGGAUUGGGCAUCGUUUAAUCAAUGUAAGAAGCCAGGAACUUGGCCCAUUUGAAUCGUGCAUCUCAGGCGCUUCAAAACUAAAACCAAAUUUAGCUUAGAGAAAAGUUGUCUCAUGCUCAGGGCGGAAAUUUGGGGUAAUUCAGAUCCUCUGUUGGCUUUGGGUUGUACAAGGAGGAUCAAAACAACACAGGAAAUGCUAUGCCUUUCUAGCUUUGCAUGGUACAUGGAGCAAUGUGUCUGUACCUGUUUCACUCCUGUCUGGCGGUCAGGUGUCCCCUGACCUUCUUUCCAACCUGGAAGCACUGGCUCACAGACUGGAACUGGCAUCUUACCCUUGGCACCUCGACCUUGGCUCCUUUGGGUUCUGACUCAGUCACUCUGGGUCCAACAGAGGAGAAUGAGAUGAGCCCUUGAGAAUUAAUUAUCUUGGAUCAGCUAUCAGAACAAUCAGCUUGGGUGUCCUUGCCCUGUCACUGCCUGUCCAUCCCGGGGCCUAGCAAGAGCCACGGCUGCUGCUGUUAACGCCAACACUCUCCG
This is a messenger RNA of Lontra canadensis (Northern American river otter), 3979 nucleotides long. It is a transcript of the gene ADD2, whose product is annotated as adducin 2. The transcript has 16 exons. Gene Ontology annotation, biological process: barbed-end actin filament capping. Lineage: Eukaryota; Metazoa; Chordata; Mammalia; Carnivora; Mustelidae. Gene Ontology annotation, molecular function: actin filament binding. Gene Ontology annotation, cellular component: cytoskeleton; postsynaptic density; plasma membrane. The record is from RefSeq and is a predicted model, not a curated record. The coding region runs from base 582 to 2753 and encodes 723 amino acids.